AUGGUGCUCCUGUCUCGACUGGACGGACGAAAUCAAACUGAUACCUUUCCUGACCCACAACAAAUGGCAUGUCAAUCUCAGUUAUCUGCCCUUCACACAUACUUCAACUUUCAUGAGACGAUACGCCAUUACCACGAGCGGGAGGAUACCCAUGUGGUGUUCCUGGAUACAUCAAAGGCCUUCGACAUUGUAUGGCACAGUGGUCUGGAGUACAACUUUUUCGAGGUUGGAAUCAAAUGCUCUUUGUGGACUGUUCUUGACGACAUGUACACGGGACAGAUGUGUCGAGUUUUCCUUGACUCAAUGUGUUCUAGGCCUAUCCCCACGAUGCAGGCCAUCAGGCAAGGUGGUGUGCUGUCAGGGAAGUUAGAGCCGGAUUUCCGGAUUUCCGAGGAAUACAGCAACGACUACGUGCUCUUGUCCUCCAAGAGUGAAAUUGUGAUUUUCCGUACCGGUCGAGAUCUCAACCCCUGA
Molecule: messenger RNA, 474 nt
Organism: Haliotis rubra (blacklip abalone)
Lineage: Eukaryota; Metazoa; Mollusca; Gastropoda; Lepetellida; Haliotidae
Exons: 2
Coding region: 1-474 (157 amino acids)
Source: RefSeq, a predicted model, not a curated record